This is a messenger RNA of Gadus morhua (Atlantic cod), 4381 nucleotides long. RefSeq names its product astrotactin 2 (gene astn2). The record is from RefSeq and is a predicted model, not a curated record. Gene Ontology annotation, molecular function: protein binding. The transcript has 23 exons. Gene Ontology annotation, cellular component: endosome; membrane. Bases 117 to 4343 code for a protein of 1408 amino acids. Gene Ontology annotation, biological process: neuron migration; neuron cell-cell adhesion. NCBI's taxonomy places the organism in Eukaryota, Metazoa, Chordata, Actinopteri, Gadiformes, Gadidae.
AAUGAAACGACAGCUUAUGAGCCGUGCUCAAAGCAAGCAGGCGGCCGGAGAACCAAACACACAUACACAUACACACACACGCACACACACACACACGCACACACAAAGGACCGGGGAUGGCGGGGAAACUACUGCGCCUCGUCGUGCUUCUCGUGCCGGGGCUUUUAUCCACACACCUAUGGACCGUGCGGGCGAACCGAGGCGGAGGCGGCGGUGGUGCGUCCCUGGAAGAGGACGGAAGGGACCGGGAGGGCGACGCGGAAACCCCUUGCGAAGUUAAAACCGUCACGGUGUCUACCCUGCCUGUACUACGGGAGAACGAGUUCAGCUUCACCGGCGGCGGUGGUGGUGGUUCGGGGAGCAUGGUCGGAGGAGGAGGAGGAGGAGGAGGUGGUGGUGGUACUGGAGCAGGUGGCGGAGGAGGAGGGGAAUCCCGUCUGUUAUUAUUCGUUAGAACAGACCUACCCGGACGAAUUUCCGUCAUGGAUGAUCUUGACAACACGGCUCUUCCUUACUUCACACUCGAGAUGUCGGGCACGGGACCAGACAUCUCCCAGGUCCACUGGAAGCAGCAGUGGCUGGAGAACGGCACGCUGUUCUUCCACGUGUCGGCGACGGGCGGCCCGGAGGCGCCGCUGCAGACCACGCAGCCCUCGGACCGCCAGCCCGCCCACGCCCUGCACGAGCACAUGCACCUGCUGCACAUCUCUGUCAUGGGGGGACUCAUCGCCUUCCUCCUCCUCAUCCUCCUCUUCACCCUGGUGCUCUACACCCGCCACCGCUGGUGCAAGCGCCGCCGCGUGCCCCAGAAGAGCGCCAGCACCGAGGCCACGCACGAGAUCCACUACAUCCCCUCGGUGCUGCUGGGGCCCCAGGGCCGCGACAGCUACCGCGGGGGCUCCUCGGCCCGGGGCCAGCACCAGCACGGCAACUCGGUCAUCGGCGUGCCCAUCCGCGAGACGCCCAUCCUGGACGACUACGACUGCGACGAGGACGACCUGGUGGGGCUCUCGCACAACUCCACCCCCAACCAGCUGCACCACCAGCACCUGAACCUGUGCGACGGCAAGGCGGGGGGGCUUCAGGAGGACUACCGCGAGGCGCACGGCCAGGAGGUGCACUUUAACGGAGUGCACUCGGACACCAUGCGCAAGGAGGACGGCCUCAACAUGAGCUUCGCCGACAAAAGAGUGGUGGACCCGAAGCACGACUCAGUGGAGGACCUGAUGCAGAGGUUCAAGGAGAGUUUCCGCACCCCCAACACCACCAUGGACAUGACCCACUUCCAGCAAACCACACACAGCUCCUCCACGGGCAGAAAGAGGGGCCCCAGCCACACCAGAGUGACGGGGCCGGUGUUCGGACACCAGGUGGACUCGUGUUCGGAGCCCGAGGACGACAACCAGAUGAAGUUCUACACAGAGCAGCACCGGGGUCAGAGACGCAUCAAAGGUCACCCACCCAGUCCUCUGAACAAGGUCAACCUGACGUUGAUCACCAUAAUCACCUGCGUGGUCGCAGCCGUCUUCGCCACGCAGAACCCGUGCACGCUGUCCGUCAAGGUCACCCUGCACGUGCCUGAGCACUUUGUAGCAGACGGAAGUAGUUUUGUGGUGAGCAUGGGCAGCUUCCUGGAUGUUUCAAAUUGGCUGAACCCUGCCCAGCUGACCCUCUACUACCAGACUAACUCGUCCACCCAGUGGGUGAGAGACUACUGCGGCCAGCGCACGACUGAGCCCUGUGAACAGCUGUGUGACCAGGAGACAGGAGAGUGUAGCUGUCACGAAGGCUAUUCCCCUGAUCCAGACCAUAAUCAUCUCUGUCUCCGUAGUGACUGGGGGCGCAACGAAGGGCCGUGGCCGUACACUAACCUGGAGAAAGGCUAUGACCUAGUUACAGGAGAACAGGCCCCAGAGAAGAUAUUCAGGUCCUCCUACAGCCUGGGCCAGGGACUCUGGCUGCCUGUCAGUAAGAGCUUCGUGGUACCGCCGGUGGAGCUGUCAAUCAACCCAAUAGCCAGCUGCAAGACGGACGUGCUCGUUACAGAGGACCCGGGAGAUGUCCGGGACGAGGCUUUGCUGUCCACCUACUUCGAGACGGUGGACGACCUGCUCGAGUCGUUUGGCCCCGUGCGUGACUGCUCCAAGGACAACGGCGGCUGCAAGAAGAACUUCAAGUGUGUGUCCGACCGCAGGCUGGAGUCGUCCGGCUGCAUGUGUCCCGAGGGGUUGAGGCCGAUGAAGGAUGGCUCGGGUUGCUAUGACUACUCGCGGGGCACCGACUGCACCGACGGCUUCAACGGGGGCUGUGAACAGCUGUGUCUCCAGCAGCUGGUGCCACUGGCGGAGGACCCCAGCUCCAGCAACGUGCUCAUGUUCUGCGGGUGUGUGCAGGAGUACAAGCUGGCGACAGACGGCCGCUCCUGCCUCCUGCAGUCUGACAACUGUGAGGGCUCCAAGUGUGUGAGACAGGACGUCCGCUUCAACGACACGCUGUUUGGCGAGAUGCUGCACGGCUACAACAACAAGAGCCAGGAAGUCAACUUGGGCCAGAUAUUCCAAAUGACCUUCAGGGACAACAACUUCAUCAAAGACUUCCCCCAGCUCGCCGACGGCCUCAUGGUCAUUCCUCUACCAGUGGAGGAGCAGUGUAGGGGCGUCCUGUCCGAGCCUCUGCCCAACUUACAGCUGCUCACAGGCGACGCCCAGUUCAACGAAGCCAUGGGCUAUCCCAUGAUGCAGCAGUGGCGGGUUCGCAGCAACCUCUACAGAGUCAAGCUCAGCUCGAUCACCUUGUCUGCAGGCUUCUCCAAGGUGCUGAAGACCCUGUCGGCAGAGAGCUCGCGGGAGGAGCUGCUGGCCUUCCUGCAGCAGUACGGCAGCCACUACGUCUCCGAGGCGCUGUACGGCUCCGAGCUCAGCUGCAACAUCUACUUCCCCAGCAAGAAGGCCCAGCAGCAGCUCUGGCUGCAGUACCAGAAAGAAGCCACAGACCAGGGGGUGAGUGUGGGCGGCGGCGCUGGCGCCAUUGGAACAGGAGGCGGGCGGAGGGAGUUCAAGGCGGUGCCCUUCAUCGGCUACCUGUCGGCCCUGCUGAAGACCCAGCUGCUGUCCGAGGACCUGGUGAACGGCGUGGAGAUCCGCUGCGGCGAGAAGGGCAGCUGUCCGACCGCCUGCCACCUCUGCCACGCCCAGACCGUGAUCGGCCUGGGUGGGGGGCCGGGAGGAGGAGCGGGAGGAAGAGGCGGUGGCGCCGGUGACGGAGGAGGAAAGGCCAGGGGGGGGCCUGGAGAGCGGCCAUCGCCCAUUCCCGUGCUCCUGGAGGUCAGCCGUGUGGUGCCGCUCUACAGCCUGGUACAGGACAACAUCACCAAGGAGGCCUUCAAGAGAGCCACAAUGAGCUCGUACUGGUGCGCCGGGAAAGGUGACGUCAUCGACAACUGGUGCCGCUGCGACCUCGGCGCCUUCAGCAAGACCGGUCUGCCCAACUGCAGCCCCCUCCGGAAGCCUGUGCUCCGCCUCUCUCCUCACCUGGAGCCCUCCAGCUCCAUGGUGGCCUUAGAGUGGGUGGACGUGGAGCCCCUGAUUGGCUGCAAGGUUUCCGAUUACGUCAUCCAGCACAAGAGAGUAGAGGACCCGUCCGAAGCCGAGGUCUACACAGGGGAGACUCUGAGCCUGGUGGAUGACAUCUUCUCCGGCCUGGGCUCCUCCUGUGUGGUGGCGGGCAAGAGGAACCGUGACCACGCCCACUCUGCCAUGUACUCUGUGGUCUUCAAGUGCCUGGAACCUGACAGCCUCUACAAGUUCACCCUGUAUGCUGUGGACAGCCGAGGAGGUCACUCUGAGUACAGCUACGUGUCUGUGAGGACGUCUUGUCCCAUGGUGGACGAUAGCAGGGCCGAAGAGAUAGCCGACAAGGUGUACAACCUGUACAACGGCUACACCAGCGGCAAGGAGCAGCAGACGGCGUACAACACGCUGAUGGAGCUCCCCCCGCCGCUGCUGUACCGCGUGCAGCACCACUACAACGCCCACUACGAGAAGUUCGGCGACUUUGUGUGGCGCAGCGAGGACGAACUCGGCCCCAGGAAGGCCCACCUGAUCCUGCGGCGGGUGGACAAGAUGAGCCACUACUGCCGGGCGCUGCUGCACAGCGCCUUCAUCCAGAGCCGCACUGACACCAUGGCCUACGUGUCGUGCCAGAGCGAGGACCUCUCGCGGGCGCUCCACAGCGCGGGCGGCGGAGGCGCCCUGCACGGCUCCCUCCACGACACGCGCACCGCCUGCAUCGAGAAGCUCAUCUCGGUGCAGCGCAACACAUACGGCAGCACCAACCUGCGGUGAGGAAACUGAUCGCUGGAGAGACUGUGGACAGAGACAGA